Molecule: messenger RNA, 1707 nt
Organism: Ostrinia furnacalis (Asian corn borer)
Lineage: Eukaryota; Metazoa; Arthropoda; Insecta; Lepidoptera; Crambidae
Product: hemocytin-like
Exons: 14
Coding region: 1-1707 (568 amino acids)
Molecular function (GO): protein binding
Source: RefSeq, a predicted model, not a curated record
AUGUCAAAACCACCUAAGGACAAAUGCGUGGUAACAUUGGAAUGGGAAGCGGCGCCGCGCGGAGGAGAGAAGGCAAGAGCGGAACCCGAAGAAGUACUAAAAGAUAUCGACGAGGCAUGGCUGGACGGCCCGUGCCGAAGGUGUCGCUGCGAGCGCUCCUCGCUCGGGGCUUCGGCGCAGUGCUCCGUGACGGAGUGCCCGGCGUCCCUAGCAGCGAGCCAGUUCGUGCUGGAGCCCCGCCCAGUGCCUUUCGCUUGCUGCCCGGCGCUCGUGCACGUCGCGUGUAGGGACGGGGAGAAUCUAUACUCGGUGGGCGAGAACUGGACCUCCCCUUACGACGUGUGCGAAUCGUACUCGUGCAGCGAGGCGGGCGACGGCAAGCUGGAGAAGCUCACCACCGUCAAGACCUGCGAGACCAACUGCCAGCCGGGCUGGAAGUACUUCCCAGCGGAAGCUUCAUCAAAGCAGUGCUGCGGCAAGUGCAAGCCCGUGGCCUGUGUUGUGGAUGGAAAAGAACACGUCAUCGGCGAACGCUGGACCUCGAAGGACUUCUGCGCCAACUAUACCUGCGUCGACCUUAACGGGACUCUCCAAGUGCAAAGCUCCAACGAGUCUUGCCCCGAUGUCCCGGAAGCCGUCCGCAAGCAGUUCGUACUGAAUGAAGACAUCCCGCCCGGACAGUGCUGCAAGAAACAGGAACCAGUGGCCUGCCGAGUUGGGAACAAGAUCUACCAGGAGGGCCAGACCUGGCCAUCAGACGACCCGUGCAAGAACUUGACGUGUUCCCGCGACGUCACAGGGCGGUUAACACAUGCGGCCAGCGUAGAAGCGUGCUCGCGUGAAUGCAAGCGCGGUUGGGGCUACCACGCACCGCCGUCUGGCGUCUGCUGCGGCCGCUGCGUGCAGGAGAAGUGCUUGCUGGACGACGAGCUGGUGGAGCCAGGCACAACAUGGUACUCUGCCGACAACUGCACAACAUACACUUGCGAGAAGCUCGGCGAUGAUCUGCUGGUGACGUCAGCACGCGAGACGUGUCCCAACGUGUCGGACUGCGACCCCGAGGACCUGGUCAACGACACCUGCUGCCAGGUCUGCAAGGAGAAGCCCAUGGCGCUGAGCACGUGUACCCCAACCCUUCUGGCGGGCCCGGCUUCAGUGGGUGCCAUCCGCGCGGUGCUCAAACCGCACGGCGCCUGCUUCAACGACCGCCCGCUCGUCGGCUUCUACGAGUGCCGCGGGUCAUGCGACUCCGGCACGCUGUAUAAUAACGUGACGGGCAUCCACGAUUCCAAGUGCGAGUGUUGCACGGCCACGAGCUACGGCUCCGUGGACAUCUGGCUGGCGUGCGCGGACGGCUCGCGGCAGAAGCACCGCGUGGCUUCACCCAAUAGCUGCAGGUGCCUCGCGUGCGGCGCCAACGCCUCCGGCUGGCCAGAUCAAGCGCCACAGCUUAAUAUCCACGACUCCAAGUGCGAGUGUUGCACGGCCACGAGCUACGGCUCCGUGGACAUCUGGCUCGCGUGCGCGGACGGCUCGCGGCAGAAGCACCGCGUGGCCUCGCCCAACAACUGCAGGUGCCUCGCGUGCGGCGCCAACGCCUCCGGCUGGCCAGGCAAGAAGCCAACGAAGGGCGGCGUCGACACCAUAGACUACGACAUUCCAGAGAUCUAUCAGCGCAUGCGCAUCCCCGACGCCGGCGCGCGCUAA